AUGUCAUCUUCUGCACCUCCUCCGAGACCACCGUUCUCAUCUCUUCCUCUAGACCCUGCUGGGCCUCCUGGAAACGCAUGGGGUCUGUACGGCAAAGAUGACCGCUUAGGGGCGCUGAACCUUCUCACCCCCGCAAUCGUAGCCGCUGCCGCAGCAUCUGAGAUUCGAACUGGUCAACGAGUAUCGCUGGAUUGGUCAUUGAAUAACCCUUCUCAGCCAAGUUUCGACCGGGCACCAUUCGAGUCUAAACUCGUCAAUCGAGCUCAUCCGAGCGGCGUGAAGAGGACGGUGAAUGAUGAUAUUUUGCACUUCAACACACAAUGUAGCAGCCAGUGGGACGGCUUCAGGCACUAUGGGUACCAGAAAGCCAAACGAUACUAUAACAACACGACCCAAGAUGACCUGGAUAACCCCGGAAACAUUGGCAUAGACGCUUGGGUCGAAAAGGGCGGCAUCGUCGGCCGCGGCGUCCUCCUCGACUACGCCAGCUUCUGCGCCCGCCACUCCCUGCCCCUCGACGCCUUCACAAGCAGCGACAUCUCCCUCGCUCACCUGCAACAGGUCGCCGCUGAGCAGAACAUCACCUUCCGGCCGGGCGACAUCCUCUUCAUCCGCUCCGGCUUCACGGCAGGCUACAACGCCAAAGACGACGCCGCGCAAAAGGCCGUUGCGGCACGCGCCAGCCCAGACUUUCUCGGCCUUGAACCCACGAAGGACGUGCUCCGUUGGAUAUGGGAGACGGGGUUCGCGGCCGUGGCGGGCGACGCGCCGAGUUUCGAGAGGGCGCCCAUCGCGGGCCCGCAUACGGCUGUCGGCGGCGUGUGGAAGGGCGAGGCGUGGGAGGAAGAGAUGCAGGGCGGUGGUUUGCUGCAUCAAUGGCUGCUGGGAGGUUGGGGGUUGCCCAUUGGCGAGAUGUUUGAUCUCGAGGCUCUGAGUUCGAUGUGUCGGGAGCUGGGAAGAUGGACCUUCUUUGUGAGCAGUGUGCCGCUCAAGGUUCCGGGUGGUGUUGCCAGCCCUCCCAACGCCGUUGCCAUCUUCUGA
Messenger RNA from Colletotrichum scovillei, 1041 nucleotides. RefSeq lists its product as uncharacterized. Bases 1 to 1041 code for a protein of 346 amino acids. The transcript has 4 exons. The record is from RefSeq and is a predicted model, not a curated record. Gene Ontology annotation, molecular function: arylformamidase activity. NCBI's taxonomy places the organism in Eukaryota, Fungi, Ascomycota, Sordariomycetes, Glomerellales, Glomerellaceae.